AUGACCCUGUUGUCACUCAAACCGCGCUACCGCCUGGAGCCCAAGAUCCUGAAAGCAUUCAAAGAUAACGUAUGGGGGACGUUCCUGUCAGUUGAUGACCUCGAGUGCUACAGAACAGCAUCAGCACAUGUUCCUGAGCAUAGGCAGUUUACAGACAUGAUGCAUGACGUCUACGCGUAUAUACAACGCUGUGAACAAAUCGAAGAUGCCGGCAUUCCUGCGGCUGCAUCCGACCCACUGGAGGAAAUGCUUGGCCUAUCGAGUUCCCUGGGUCAGUUGAAUUUGACGCACGAUUAA
Molecule: messenger RNA, 297 nt
Organism: Pyrenophora tritici-repentis Pt-1C-BFP
Lineage: Eukaryota; Fungi; Ascomycota; Dothideomycetes; Pleosporales; Pleosporaceae
Source: RefSeq, a predicted model, not a curated record